Messenger RNA from Carassius auratus (goldfish), 2745 nucleotides. Its product is annotated as ADP-ribosylation factor-binding protein GGA3-like. The transcript is spliced from 16 exons. The record is from RefSeq and is a predicted model, not a curated record. Gene Ontology annotation, cellular component: trans-Golgi network. The coding region runs from base 221 to 2389 and encodes 722 amino acids. Lineage: Eukaryota; Metazoa; Chordata; Actinopteri; Cypriniformes; Cyprinidae. Gene Ontology annotation, molecular function: small GTPase binding; phosphatidylinositol binding; ubiquitin binding. Gene Ontology annotation, biological process: protein localization to cell surface; intracellular protein transport; Golgi to plasma membrane transport.
UCGAGAUGCCAAGGACCUACAUACAGGCAGCUGAUGAUACUGCCGGCUGAAGCGCUAUCCAUUUAAAAAUAGAAAUAAAGCAGUAUUUUGCCGCUGCGUACAAGCUCGGAUGGAACAGAUGAUGCUUUCUUCUAACACAGUCAGUUUAAUUUGACGGAUGUCGGUGGUAUUUAAGGAGGAAAUGUUUGGAUUUAUGGAGUCAAAGCGUUAAAUAAGGAUCAUGGCGUUUCCGGAGGGAGAAUCACUGGAAUCCUGGCUCAACAAAGCCACACACCCGACCAACCGGCAGGAGGACUGGGAAUACAUAAUUGGGUUUUGUGACCAGAUCAAUAAGGAGUUGGAAGGUCCUCAGAUAGCUGUGAGACUCCUGGUUCACAAAAUCCAUUCUCAAGAGUGGGAAGCCCUUCAAGCUCUGACGGUGAGGGAUGGCUGCUUUAUUAUGAGUUUCUUUACAGAUGCUAUAAUGUUUUACAUGAUGUCUGAUGGUUUUGUGUUUCUGAAGGUACUAGAGGCUUGUAUGAAGAACUGUGGGCGAAGAUUUCACAAUGAAAUAUCCAGAUAUAGGUUUUUAAAUGAGCUGAUUAAAGUGGUUUCGCCCAAGUAUAUGGGGGACAGUGUUUCUGACAAGGUGAAGAAUAAGGUCAUUGAGAUGUUGUACAGCUGGACGGUGGUGUUUCCCAAUGAGGCCAAGAUCGCAGACGCGUACCAGACGCUCAAGAGACAAGGACUUGUGACGUCAGACCCAGAACUGACUGUGGACAAAUCCCUGAUCUCGUCCCCUCCGACACGACCCAAAAACCCAGUGUUUGACAAUGAGGACAUGGGGAAGUUGUUGGCUGAACUUCUGAGGAGCAAAAACCCGGAAGAUCUUCAGGAGGCGAACAGACUGAUCAAAAACAUGGUGAAGGAGGAUGAGGUCCGAGUGCAGAAAAUGGCCAAACGCAACAAUACGCUGGAGGAAGUGGACAACAACGUCAAGCUCCUGAGCGAGAUGCUGGGUCACUACGACAGAGAGCGAUCGUCCGACGCCGACCAUGAGCUCAUCAAGGAGCUGUAUGAGCGCUGUGAUAAACUACGACGCACCGCUUUCAAACUGGCCACUGAGGCAGAGGACAACGACUCCAGUCUGGGGGACAUUCUCAAGGCAAACGAUGAUCUGUCCAGAGUAAUCAGCUCUUAUAAACGAAUCGUAGAAGGACAGGCAGAUGACGGCGAGGGUGAAGAUCUCAGACCGGCUGCUAGUGAAGGAUGUGAGACCACAGGCACAUUGAUUGAUCUGGCUGGACUGGAUGAACCUUCUCCUCCCCCGACCGUUGCUCCUCCCCCUCUUCCUCCUCAGGUCCCGUCAGCCAAUCCCACGGCCUCGCCCAUCCCCGUGCUGCCGCCUCCUCCUCGCCGAUUGGCCGGAGCUCAAGGCAGUCAGACGAGCAGCCCCAAUCACAAACUGCCUGAGCAGCAGACCUCCCUCUCCCUGCUGGACGAUGAACUCUUGUCUCUCGGACUGAAUGAUCCUCCCUCUGUGCCAAACAGACAGAAGUUGGAUGACCCGUCUGGUCAGUGGACAUCCUCACAGGCUCCUGAUCCGGGCCUGGACCUGUUUGGGAGCAUCUCUGCUCCGACAACACACACUCCUGCGCAGACCUCACACACACCGGCUGUCAGUCAGGGGCUGCAGGAUCUCUCCAUGCUGGACUUUGGAGGUGGAAAGAGUAGUGGUUCUGGUCUGACUGGCAUCGCUGGAGGAACUUUUGGUAUUUCUGGAGGUGUAAUGUGCCCCACAGCCGCCCCUCUUCAGUCCAUUAGCCCGUUUGUGAGUGCGGCGGUGCCUGGUUCGCCCGCUGUGGCCCGGUAUCAGGCGGUGACGGGCGGCUCAGCUCCGGGCAGCCCUUUCUUUCAGCCCUUCUCAUCCCCGUCUCACUCGCUUCAGAGCAGCCCGGCGCGGAGCUCAGAGCCCAGCCUGUCCAACCUGAACGUCCCGCUCGAGUCCAUCAGACCCAGUAGAGUCUUACCUGUGACGCUGUAUGAUAAGGAUGGAGUCCGUGUUCUCAUGCACUUUGCGAUGGACUGUCCGCCGGGUCGACCGGACGUCCUGGUCAUGGUGGUGUCGUUGAUCAACACAGCGCCGUUACCCGUGCGAAACAUAGUGCUGCAAGCAGCUGUGCCCAAGUCUAUGCGAGUGAAGCUUCAGCCUCCAUCAGGUGCAGAGAUCGCGCCCUUUAACCCCAUCCUGCCCCCCGCAUCCAUCACUCAGGUCAUGCUGCUCGCCAACCCACUCAAGGAGCGUGUGCGUUUGCGCUAUAAGCUGGCGUAUCUUCUGGGAGAGCGUCAGUAUUCGGAGGUUGGAGAACUGGAUCAGUUUCCUCCAGCGGACAGAUGGGGCUCGCUGUAGAUCUCAUCCUUUACCUGCUCGAACUCUUAUGUUCAUUCCCAAGGAUCGUCUUUCAUUUGUGCUGUUUAUUUAUUUACUAUCAGUGUUUUGCUGCAGCCUUGUGAAGCAGCAUUUGAUGCUUGAUGUUUUUCGCAAAAAUUCAAGCUGGAUAUUAAUACAAUAACACAACGUCAGUGACACACAUGAGGGUCUGAAACGGACGCGUUUGUUUCAGAGAUUGGUCUUUUGUGUGCUGCCUAUACAGACGUUUACCAUGGUAAUCAUAGUUUCUGUUAAAAUACCAUAGUAAAACAAUAAAUAACUAGCACUUUCAACAAAUAGAGUAAAGUUAUGAUUAGAAAAUGAAAUGAAAAAAA